Messenger RNA from Moneuplotes crassus, 1981 nucleotides. The record is from the annotation of a GenBank genome assembly. Lineage: Eukaryota; Ciliophora; Spirotrichea; Euplotida; Euplotidae.
AAAUGGAAGAAUUCAGACAACUCCCUGAUGGCCAGUACACUCAAGUUAUUUAUACUCUCAUCAAAGAGCAGAAGUAUAUUGAGGUGAUAAAUCUCCUCUCUAAUGAAAUCCAGUAUUACCCAAGAAGUAGAGCUGCCCUUUCCUUGCUCGGUUAUUGUUACUAUUAUGUUCAGGAUUACGAGAACGCUUCUGAUUGAUAUGAUCAGCUGGUGAAGAUUUGUCCUGAUGUAGUCGAUUACCAAAUCUAUCAUGCCCAAAGUUUGUACAAAGCUGGUGAUUACGAGAGCGCCCAGAAAGUAUGCCAGUCGAUUGACAGCCCAGAGCAUUCCAACAAGAUCGUCCAGCUUCAAAUUGCUGUCCAAUAUGAAUUAGAAGAAGUAUCUCAUGCUAAAAAUCUUGCAGAACAGCUUGAGAAAGAUUCUUCUGAGGCUAUCAUUACUGAAGGAUGCUUACUAUUCAAAGAAGAGAAGUACGAAGAAGCUAGACAGAAAUUCCAAGAAGCCAUGAACUCUGCUGGAUACAGAUCCGAUCUGGCUUAUAACAUUGCCCUCUGCUAUUAUAAGAUGAAGCAAUUAGCUCCUUCUCUGAAGCAUAUUGCUGAUAUUAUUGAGAAAGGAGUCAGAGAACACCCAGAGCUGAGUGUUGGAUCAAACAGCGAAGGAGUUGAAGUCAAAUCAGUCGGAAACACUCAAACUCUCAGAGAGACUGCUCUGGUAGAAGCUUUCAAUCUCAAAGCUGCCAUUGAAUAUACAAUGAAUAAUUAUUCAUCUGCAAAAGAAGCACUUCUUGACAUGCCUCCUAGAAAUGAAGAAGAGCUUGAUCCUGUCACUCUUCAUAAUCAUGGUCUGAUGAACAUUGAGGAAGACCCUCAAGGUGGAUUCAAAAAGCUGAACUUCUUGAUCCAAAAUCCUCCUUUCCCACCAGAGACAUUUUCAAAUCUUCUGUUACUUUACUGCAAAUACGCUCAUUACGACCUGGCUGCUGAUGUACUUGCUGAAAAUGCAGAUUUAACCUACAAAUGAUUGUCACCCGAAGACUUCGAAUUCCUUGAAACAAUCAUCCUGCAGCAGACCUCCAAAGAAGAGGCUUAUAAGAAAUUCGAAGAGCUCUCGAACAGACAUAUUGAUGUUCUAAGAAUGAACACCAAAUCAAUUCAAGAUGCUAGACUUGCCAGAGACAAUGAAGCUAUCAAGAAGACUCUCAAAGAGUAUGAUGACUCUCUUGAGAAGUACAUUCCAGUCCUCAUGAUGCAGGCCAAGAUCUACUGGGAUGAAGGAAACUACAACAUGGUCGAAAAAAUCUUCAGACAGAGUGCUGAAUUCUGCUCAGAACAUGACACUUGGAAGCUGAAUGUAGCCCAUGUCUUCUUCAUGCAAGAGAACAAGUACAGAGAUGCUAAAAGGUACUAUGAACCAAUUGUUCAAAGACACAUGGAUGACCUCCUGAGUGUCACAGCCAUUGUUUUGGCUAACUUAUGAGUCAGUUACAUCAUGAUUUCUGAAAAUCAAAAUGCUGAAGAACUCAUGAAAUGAAUCGAAAAAGAAGAAGAGAGGAUUGCUGUUGAAGAUCCAAACAAACAAAUCUUCCAUCUUUGUAUUGUAAACUUGGUUAUUGGUACUCUAUACUGCUCUAAAGCUAACUACGAGUUUGGAGUCUCAAGGAUCAUUAAGAGUCUUGAACCAUAUAAUAAAAAGUUAGGAACAGAUACCUGGUUCUAUGCUAAGAGAUGCUUCCUCGCUCUUAUUGAGACAUUAGCCAAGCAUAUGAUUGUGCUCAAAGAUCAAGCCUAUAAUGAGAUUCUGAACUUCCUGGAUGCAGCAGAGAUCCAUGGAAAAGAGAUUAAGACUAAAAUUGAUCCUCUUGGAAAUGUAGAUGAGACAAAAACUGUCACUUAUGAAGCUCGAGUUCUGAAGAGAAUGUUCUUGAAAUUAAGAGAGUCAACCCAUUAUCACCCUCUAAACUGCUAAUAAAAUUCAAUAAA